This is a messenger RNA of Hypanus sabinus (Atlantic stingray), 2702 nucleotides long. RefSeq names its product transcription factor PU.1-like. The transcript has 6 exons. Bases 387 to 1307 code for a protein of 306 amino acids. Gene Ontology annotation, molecular function: DNA-binding transcription factor activity, RNA polymerase II-specific; sequence-specific DNA binding. NCBI's taxonomy places the organism in Eukaryota, Metazoa, Chordata, Chondrichthyes, Myliobatiformes, Dasyatidae. Gene Ontology annotation, cellular component: nucleus. Gene Ontology annotation, biological process: regulation of transcription by RNA polymerase II; cell differentiation. The record is from RefSeq and is a predicted model, not a curated record.
UGUGGGGCGAAGGUUAUAACACCCCUCUUCGCCCGGGAUUCCUGACCGUCUCUGGUGGGUUUCAGUUGUGCUGCCCCAAGCCACCUUCCAUUCCCUCUCCACCCCAACACUAACACUGUGCUGUGUUGGGCCGGCACUGUGUGGGCCGUGGACUGCGCACAGGGGUGGAGUCAAGGGACAGAAGUCCGAUCGGAAAGUUCCUGUUUAUCUGUCGGUCGAUGCUGACCGGUGUCAGACGCGUCCAAUUCUCGUCCCACUCACUCCAGCCGCACCAAAGUCUGGAGAGAGGCAGGGUUGGGUGAGAAACGCUUGGGAUGCUUCUACUGGCCUGAUUCAUCCCUCGUUCCGGUCGAAACCAACGCCCAGUGCUGCGACCCUGGAGAACCAUGGAAGGUUACCUCGUAGCUCCGUACCCCGAGGAAAUUGUCACCUAUGACAGCGAUGUGUACAGACAGCCUGAGUACUACACCUACCUGAGCAGCGACGGGGAGAGUCACAGCGAAAGGCAGACAAGAUAUGGUGACUCCUUAAUUCCAGGAGGAAAUGUUCCCUGCCAACUAGUCACAGAAAAAUUAUUCCAUCCAUCGAUUAAAGCGGCUGACCAUUUCUGGGAAGACUCAGCCACCCACUUCUACAGAGACCUGGAGCCCUUUGCGGACAGCCACUUCACAGAGCUGCAGAAUGUGCAGUCACCACAACUGCAACAUCUGUACCGACACAUGGAGAUACAGCAGCUGCAUAACCUGGAGACACUGCCUGUCACCAGCAACCGCAUUAAUACAGCCGCCCAUUACAGCAAGACACAGCCGGCAGCAACCGCCAGCUUCACCACUCCCCAGGUGCCCUACAUACCACAUUGGUACCAACAGUACGCGCACCUGGCCGAGCGCAGCUCUGAUGAGGAGGAUCUGGAGAGGCACAGCCCACCACUGGAAGUGUCCGACGGAGAAAUGGAAACCACUGAGCCCACUGCUCAGAUGGCUGGGGCAGAAUCAGGGAACAAGAAGAAGAUUCGACUCUAUCAGUUCCUCCUGGAUCUGCUGCGGAGCGGUGAUAUGAAGGAGAGCAUCUGGUGGGUGGACAAGGACAAAGGCACCUUUCAGUUCUCUUCAAAGCACAAGGAGGUGCUGGCCCAUCGCUGGGGGGUGCAGAAGGGCAACCGGAAAAAAAUGACCUACCAGAAAAUGGCCCGAGCUCUUCGCAAUUAUGGCAAGACGGGUGAGGUGAGGAAGAUCAAGAAGAAGCUGACCUACCAGUUCAGCGGCGAGGUGAUGGGGAGAGGAGAGUGGAAGCAUUACACUCAUUAAACCCACCCAUCCAACAACUAUUCUCCCUCCUGCUUCCCCUCACCAACGUUUGUUUUCAUGGGGAGCUCACUGGGCAGAGUGGCAAGCUGGGUGAGGGAAGUACCAGAGCAGAAACUCGUCAGUCCAUCAUGGCUCCUCCUCUGCCUCCUUCACCUCACCUAUCACCUCUUUCUCCUCAACAAAUCCCUGCCUGCCUCUCCAUAUCUGUCCUCACCCACUCUUCACCAAAUCCCCUCCAAUACAUGCACUUUGAUACCCUGCCCCUUUCCGUCCGACACACCUCCACUUCCUACCGUGCCCUCUUCUCUCGUCUACCCCUAUCCCAGCCCAGUUAGAUAUCCUCCUUCCCCCACUUCUGUCACCCUCUUGUGUCUCCAACUUCUUCACCACCCCGACCCCACCCCCCACAGCAUUACAGCUGUGACGAGGCAGAUGCUCUCCAUGGUGACCUGACACACAACCAUCUCCUCCUGCUGAAUCUUGAGUUGGAUUCUUGUGAGUGGUCAUCCAUGGGCUUGAUUCUGGUUAGGGGACAGGCUCUAGCAGGAUUGUGUGUGGCUGUGCAUGGGGUUAUGGGUGGGUUGUGUGUGGGGAAAAGGAGGGUCUGAGGUUGUGAAUUGGGCUCUGUAUGGGGUUAAGGUUGGAGGCAGGUUGGAUUGUGUAUGGGAUUUUUUGGGGGAUGUUUUGUGUAGAAGGUGGAGUACCUGGGGUUAUGUGAGGGGUGUAUGUGUGUAGAUGGGCCUUUGUGUAUGUGUGAGUGAGUUGUGUGCAGGUAUUUAUGUGUCUGAAUAACUGUGAAUAUAUGCAUAAAGGGAGAGUGAAGGUAUGUGUGUGCGAGAUGUUUGGAGGAUGUUUGUGGGGUAUGAGUGGCUGAGGGUGUGUGUGAGGGUGUGACUCUGUGCGUGCGCGUGCGUGUGUGUGUGAGAGAGGGUGUGACUGUGUGUGUGUGUGGGUGUGAGUGUGAGUCUGUGUGAGGUUGUGAGUGUGUGUGAGGGUGUGAGUGAGAGUUUGGGUGUGUGUCUGAGUGUGUGUGUGUGUGUGUGUGUGUGUGUGUGUGUGGGCGUGAGUGAAUGUGUGUGUGUAUAAGAGAGUGUGGUGUGAGUGAGUGUGUAUGUGUGUGCAUGUGUGUGGGGGGCGUAGUGUGAGAGUGUGUGAGGGCGUGAGUGUGUGUGUGUGUGGGCAUGGUGUUGGUGUGUGUGUGUGAGAGAGUGUGUGUGUGUGUGUGUCUGAAGGUUUGGUGUGGGUAUGUAUGAUGUGGGUGAGGUAAAAAUGUGUGAGUGGUGUGUGGGGGGGUGGGUGGAGUGUGAGUAUCAAAGUGGGGUAUGUGGAGUGGGUGGAGUGUGAAUAUUAGAGUGGGGUAUGUGGGGCGGAUGGAGUGUAUUAGAGUGGGGUAUG